AGAGCUUCAUAACCCACGAUUAAACAUGAUCGCGAUCGACUCGUUCUUGAUUCACGCAACUUGUAUGUAGAAAGCUGCCUGUAUGCGCUCAUCGUUAGACGCCUGACGCCAUGGUUAGGAAUGUGGCAGCUAAUUAGCCAACCUGCUAACGUUAACUUGCAGUGGAUCCCGCUGGCUACGGACGCACGUAAACCUAAAGAAAACUUCUGUCGGCAUUAUGAGUGUUUUUACAUGGUUACGCGAUAGAUUACAAUACUGAUUUACCAGAUCUGCUGCCAUUUUGAAUGUAGUUGUUGAAAGUCAGCGGUAUUCCCCUUCAUUCCCACAGUUCCGUGUGUGAUGUAACCAGCCUGAUAUGAUUCAAAAUAACAUGCAAAACACUGGCCGGCUUUAUUAUGAUCACUGAUAAAAUUUAAAUUGCUUUACUAUUCUGCUGUUUGUUUAAAAUGUUAAUUUAGCUCGACAUAGUUCUGAAUGACUACGGAGUUUCCCUUCUCCCGUGUAGAAAGGAGCGGGUGGGAGCGCGAGCGAUGAUGCAACUGCGGGCAACACUUGAGCUCGCGCUCACAGGAGAGAGAGAAUUUGCCACAUAUGCACAUUGACAUGGCAGCACGGUCGGAUUACAACAACAUAAUGCUAACGGAUGAGCACAAGCGGUUGACCCGACUUUUAGGUGUUGCAGCAUUUUGCUGAAAUAAUGCGUUUCUGCGCGGUGCAUCUGUUCAGGCACACGGCUACAUUUUGGGGUAUUCAGCUUCUCACAACACCACCUAACACCAAGUCCAGCUCUGCGAAGCCCGACAACUUAGGUCGGAGAGGGAGAGAGAAAGACAGUGGAAGUGGAUCCAAAUGAGCAAGCAGUUGCAACAGAAGAUAUCCAACACAGAUCAGAACGGCGUCAGUGUUAUACAGAAUCAGCCACAUAAUAGUGCACUGAACCCGGCAGGAGCUGCAGGACUACAGCAGGUUCCUCAAUUAGUCCCAGUGAGUCCCGGAGGUGGGGGUAAGGCCACACCACCCAGCAAGAUGAAGAAGUCCAUGAUGGAUAAAAACAGCGACGAGUACCGCCAACGGAGAGAACGCAACAACCUGGCCGUAAAGAAGAGCCGCAUGCGCAGCAAGCAGAAGGCACAGGACACCCAACAGCGUGUCAAUGAGCUGAAGGAGGAAAAUGAGAGACUGGAGGCCAAAAUCAAAUUGCUUAGCAAAGAACUGAGUGUGCUCAAAGACCUGUUUCUAGAGCAUGCUCACAACCUCGCAGACAAUGUGCAGCCCCCUGCUUCUGGUGGAGACCCCGGAGACCUCUGCAACAACAACAACAACAACAACAGCGGCAGUAACAGUAGCCAGUGAGGGCCUGAUGUUGGUUUACAGUGUGCUAUGCUGUGGGCUGUGUGGGGGCUCUCUUGGCAAAUCAUUUUGCUUAAUCGUAUUAUGCUUUUUUCCCCCCUCCUGUUCCCAAUGUGUACUGUCUGCAGUGUUUAACUUGUGCGUCUUCAGUUUGUACACUCAAAUUUGGUUUAUUUUUCACUCACAUCUCAUGCAGAAUGCUAUGAUCGUCAUAGCAACCGCAGAAAGUCCAACCCACGCUCUGAUUUGAUGUGCUGGAGAUAACUUUAAUAACCGCUUUCCGUGUGUAAAGCAGCAUGUUUCAGUGUCUUGAAACUUUGCAUUGUCUUAGAGGACUAUGAAAACUUCUCAAUAGACAAUUUUGAAAUCUGGCCAAAACAGGUCACAAAGCUUUAACAGUAAAUAUAAUAAUAGUAAAUGUGUUCCAUCACUCAACUCUAAUGUCUAAAGAAAAGAUUCAGAAAUUCAAUUUUGUAUUUCUGCUUUUUUGCCUGUCAGCUUGGUUUGAUUCAAAACGUAUUUGUUGACCAUGUCUUAUAAUAGCAAAUACACUGUUGUAUCUAUGGUAACAGACUCAAGACAGACUAAAUGUAUUGCAUCAGACUCCAGACAGUGUCUGCAUUACCAGUAGUCCUUAAAUUCCUACAGUUAAGCCUUCAAUUUUGACAAGCUUAAUGUAUAACAGCUACUCCCCUGUAUUUGUAAAUACUGUUGAGAUAAGAUUCAGAAUGACUGGUACUGGUGCUGAACAUUGAAAGUCAUCAGUCACCUGACAUGCCCUAAACCUAUUAAUUUAUUAAAUGAUGUACAUUUUGAGUUAUACUGAAAAAUACCUUAUCCAAAGAAGCUCUUUUCCUGACUACAUCAAAUUUCGGCCAUUGUGUUUCUCUGACCAGUCUCAGAGCAGUAUGUGUGAAUUUACAUCUGCAGCAGCAGGUGUUGCUUAACGUUAUUGGAGCAGCCACAUGACCUUUGCCCUCAUUG
Molecule: messenger RNA, 2334 nt
Organism: Sinocyclocheilus grahami
Lineage: Eukaryota; Metazoa; Chordata; Actinopteri; Cypriniformes; Cyprinidae
Product: CCAAT/enhancer-binding protein gamma-like
Exons: 3
Coding region: 850-1353 (167 amino acids)
Biological process (GO): regulation of transcription by RNA polymerase II; DNA-templated transcription
Molecular function (GO): RNA polymerase II cis-regulatory region sequence-specific DNA binding; DNA-binding transcription factor activity, RNA polymerase II-specific
Source: RefSeq, a predicted model, not a curated record